UAAUCUCUUACCAAUAAAAGAAAAUAUUAUAAUCUCUUACCAAAAAAGAAAAAAAGUACUGUAUAUUAUAAUCGAAUCUAACGUAUUGUCACGCAUUAAAGUAUGAGUUUUUUAAAUUUUUAAUUUUGGUGGAAAAUUCUUUAACCGAUAAAGUCAAUGAACUCAGUCUCUUGGCUUUAAAGGAACCUUAAUUUGCAGUUUGAAGUUUUGAACCAGCUCACAAUCAUUUUAAAAAAAAAAAACAAAAUUCCAUUUUAAACGGGUGAAAAUAAUGAACAGCCAAGAUACCCUCAUUGAAACCCAACCUGAGAGUUAUGCUCGAACGAACGAUCUUAAGGCGUUUGAUGCUCGAAAAACAGGUGUUAAAGGGCUAGUUGAUGAAGGAACAAAAAAAAUUCCUAGCAUAUUUGUACGACCACACGAGGAUCGUUUAUUAGAUUUAAGUAAAUGUCCAAAAGAUAUAAGUGUUCCGAUAAUAGAUUUAGCUCAUGUUGAUCAUGAAAGUAGUAGAACAAUAGAAAUUGCGAAAGAUCUUGUUUCAGCAUCAAAAAAAUGGGGAUUUUUUCAAGUGGUAAAUCACGGGAUACCCUUCGAAGUGUUGGAUAUGAUGAUUGAAGGUGCUCGAAUGUUUCAUGAACAAGAUGAUGAGUGUAAGAAGCAAUUUUAUAGUCGCGAUAAAUCAAAGGUUGUCACCUUUAAUUCUAAUUACGAUUUUUAUAAAUCGAAUGCGGCUAAUUGGAGGGAUAGUUUGUCAGUCAACACUACUUUUACUGGUGAAGUUGAUCCUCAAGAGUUACCUCCAAUAUGCAAGGAUGUGAUACUGGAUUAUAUCAAUCAUGUCAUUAAGUUAGGUGAUCUUAUACUCAUGUUGUUAUCAAUGGGUCUUGGAUUAAAACCAAACUGUUUAAAAGAAUUGGAAAGUUCAAAAGCUUGGAACUUAGUUUGCCACUACUAUCCGGAGUGUCCGGAGCCAGAUCUUACGUUAGGAACUAGCAAACACGCCGAUGCCUCCUUUAUUACAAUACUUUUGCAAGAUCAAAUCGGAGGUCUCCAAGUUCUUCAUGAGAACCAAUGGGUUAAUGUUGAGCCUGUAAAAGGUGCGCUGAUUGUUAACAUUGGAGAUGCACUUCAGAUUGUAUCCAAUGACAAGCUUAAAAGUGUAUAUCAUAGAGUGAUUGCAAAAACGGUAGGUCCAAGGAUUUCUAUUGCUUUCUUUUUCAAAGGCCUUUUUUCAUCACGAAAGUUAUAUGGCCCAAUUGAGGAGCUAAUAACAGAAGAAAAUCCAUCGAUCUAUAGAGAAUUUACACUCGAGGAGUUCCUCACACACUUUGUCUCAAGGCCACUAGAUCAGCCUGGUAUUGAUCAUUUCAAGAUACAAUUAUGAAGACGCCAAUCGGAUUUUUGGAUGAGAUGAUUUAUGCUUCACCCCUGAUCAUUGUAUUAAAUUGCAUUAUCAUCAAAAGUACAUGGAAAUAUUUUGGGUACCUAUGUGUAUUUCUAACAUGUUACCAGUGGAUUUAUUUUUAUUGGCGUUGUUACAUGGCAUGUCACAUGUGUAAUGUACAAUAUUUUGAACCACUACGAAUUUUAUUUAUUUCAAUUUUGACAAAAUAUUGUAAAUGGUUUCACAAAAUGUUUCGUUUUGAUCAUAGGAUUGAAAGUAAAAUUGCGGGCCUCAACAAUCAUUAAAUGGGCUGAGCUAAACAAGUCUUUUCUAACGUUGUUUACACAACAAAA
Messenger RNA from Chenopodium quinoa (quinoa), 1737 nucleotides. Its product is annotated as 1-aminocyclopropane-1-carboxylate oxidase homolog 1-like. The transcript has 3 exons. The coding region runs from base 272 to 1384 and encodes 370 amino acids. The record is from RefSeq and is a predicted model, not a curated record. NCBI's taxonomy places the organism in Eukaryota, Viridiplantae, Streptophyta, Magnoliopsida, Caryophyllales, Amaranthaceae.